Phytophthora sojae is the source of this 465-nucleotide messenger RNA. RefSeq lists its product as hypothetical. The transcript is spliced from 5 exons. The record is from RefSeq and is a predicted model, not a curated record. The coding region runs from base 1 to 465 and encodes 154 amino acids. NCBI's taxonomy places the organism in Eukaryota, Oomycota, Peronosporomycetes, Peronosporales, Peronosporaceae.
AUGGAGGUUGCCCGCAAUCUACCGGCCGUCACCACGGAGAUCGUGAGCUUCAGCGACAGCGUCGACCAGCUCCGCAGCAUCAACGCCGAGGUCGUGGCCAUCUCUACGGGCUUGCACCUGGGCCAAGACACCACUCACGGAGAAGAUGACAAGCUGUUCGGCGCCGCGCUGCGUGGACUGGUCACGGACGAGGUGGACGAGAAGCUCGGGGCCACGCUGCGGGGAUUUCGCAUCUACGGGAGAGUUGGUAACCAGGUCAUGAGCAUCAACCACGAGCCCAGGUGCUGCAUCAAUGCAGUGUGUGGCUCGGAAGACGUGCAGAAGGAAAUAAAUGGUGACUUCGUCGUACUGCUCACGGACACUAAGAAGAAGAAGAAGAAGAAGAAGGAGGAGGAGGAGGAGGAGGAGGAGGAGCAAAUAUACUACCAGUGCACGAAUAGAAAUACUGGUAACAUCGUGAAGUAG